AUGAAGUACCUCAGCGUGGCCUCCGUGGCCGCACUUCUCAGCACUACUGUGUCCGCCGGUCCUCUGGUCCCUAGAGACACUUGUCCCAAGGGAUACACCCAGAGUGUGUACUACAAAACCAUUUACUUUGAACCUUCUUCGGCCGUUCCCACGUCGACAGCGACUCCAUCGCCCUCUCCUAUCACCUUGGAGUCCCAGUCUUCCGUGGAGCCUACCGUGACUCCCUCUUCCGCUGCUGUGGUUUCAUCGCAGGCUCCUGUGGUUGAGCAGAUCGAGUCUUCGACACCCUCUGCCGUCGCAUCUACAUCUGAGGCUGCACCUCUCAUCGCUCUCAUCCCCACUUCCUCUGUUGAGACCGCUGCUGCCGUUGAAACCACUUCUGUCAUCCAGGCACUUGAGCAGACCACCCAGGCCGCUGCCCAGACUACCGCCACCCCUGUUGCGGAGGCUGCUGAGCCAACCACUCAGGCUACUAUUCAGACACUCCCUGCCCCCGUCGUGGAGUCCGUCAAGUCCACCACUGAGGCUGCUGCCGAGACUACCCCCGCUGCUGUUGUGAAGGCCGCCGUCCAAAGCACCAGCACCACUUCUUCCUCGACCUCCAGCUCCACUUCGUCCAGCUCGUCCAGCUCCGGCGAGAACGCCGGAAAAGCCACCUUCUACGGAGGUAAUGUUUCCGGUGGAACCUGCUCUUUCAGCGGCUACAGCCUCCCAAGCAGCCUCUUCGGCACAGCCCUCUCUCUCGCACGCUGGGACGACGCAUCCAACUGCGGCCGCUGUGUCUCCGUCACCGGCCCUGAGGGCAACACCGUCAAGGCAAUGAUCGUCGACCAAUGCCCCGAAUGCGAGAGCAACCACCUCGAUCUCUUCCAGAACGCCUUCGCCGAGCUCUCCGACAUCUCAGCUGGUAUCAUCGGCAUUAACUGGUCUUUCGUCUCGUGUGAUCUGGACGGACCCCUCAAGCUCAAGAACAAGGAGGGUACAUCUGCCUACUGGUUCUCCAUGCAGGUUGUCAAUGCCAAUGAUGCCGUGACUGCGUUGGAUGUUAGCACUGAUGGUGGUAGCUCGUGGCAGAGCACUGAGCGUACCUCGUACAACUACUUCGAGAACUCUUCUGGUUUCGGCACAGACUCUGUCACUGUCCGGGUUACUGGAGCUAGUGGUAAGACUGUCGUUGUUAAGAAUGUGGGCGUCUCGUCUGGUGCUGAGGUGACUGCUUCUUCUAACCUGUAA
Molecule: messenger RNA, 1233 nt
Organism: Penicillium olsonii
Lineage: Eukaryota; Fungi; Ascomycota; Eurotiomycetes; Eurotiales; Aspergillaceae
Source: the annotation of a GenBank genome assembly